This is a messenger RNA of Fundulus heteroclitus (mummichog), 6331 nucleotides long. RefSeq names its product alsin-like. The record is from RefSeq and is a predicted model, not a curated record. The transcript is spliced from 40 exons. Bases 437 to 5404 code for a protein of 1655 amino acids. NCBI's taxonomy places the organism in Eukaryota, Metazoa, Chordata, Actinopteri, Cyprinodontiformes, Fundulidae.
UCGCCUCUCUGUCAGACGCUCAGCAAUGGCAGCCACAGGUGUGUCGCCGUCGUGAAGUUUGUCCCUGCUCGGAUUCCAUCGCGCAGCUUUCCUCCCAAUAACAUCCAGUCUACUUCUGCUUUCUGAACUCCUGCACUGAUUUGAAUAUAUUAAAAUUCAUUAGCUCGUCUUGUCGCAUCAGCCGUGCCAGUCACGCUCGGAUUAUCCGGGGUUUACAGAGAGGCUCCUUCACUUUCAACCGAGUUUGAUGGAGUCGUUGCAGGUGUUCAACAGACGAGAACCUGGAGCCAAAUGAACAAAAGAGGCAUCGAGGCGACAGAGGAAUCUCCUCUCUUUAUGUCGGUCGGAUUUAUUCUGAGGAGACAACAAGUCCAGCUUGGAAAGAAAUGCGUAUAAAGGGACCUUUGCUGUGCUGCAGCUCUGAGAGCAUGAAGUGAUGGAGAAGCAAGAAGGAAGGCCUGCGGAUGAGCGAGUCCUCCAGGCUCCAGACAGAGGACUCGUGCAUGUCUGGCCUUCAGGGGGAGGAACCGAGCAGCUCUUCCCAGACAAAGUGUUGCUGUCCAGGCCUGUAGUGCAGGUUUCCCUGGGAGAACAUCAUGGCGUUCUCCUGGCACAGGGGGGUCAGGUAUUUUCAUUCGGGGAGCUUUCAUGGAGGGGUCUGAGCGUCCCAGUGUCUGCUCCCGUGCUGGAGGCCUCACUGCUGGGGAGAACAGUAGUCCAUGUGGCUGCUGGUGGCUUCCACUGCGGAGCGAUAAGCGAGCAGGGCAGCGUUUACAUGUGGGGGGAGAACACUGCAGGACAGUGCGGGCAGAACGACAGGGCCUCUGUCACAAAUAUCACAGUUUCUGAGCCCUGCCCUGUUGCCAUGGUGGACAGUGAGGUUGUCCCUCCUGUGGUUGUGCGCGUCGUGGGCCUCGCCUGUGGACGGGAGCACAGCCUGGCUCUGUCCGACCACAACGAGCUGUGGGCCUGGGGAAGCGGGUGCCAGCUUGGCCUGGUCACCAACAUCUUCCCUGUGUGGAAACCUCAGAAGGUUGAACAUCUGGCAGGGAGACAUGUGAUUCAGGUGGCGUGUGGUGCGUACCACAGCCUGGCUCUCGUUCGCAGUUUGCCUGCUCAGGACUUUAGCGCUCAGAGCACGCCGAAAACUAGGGAACGAGGCCGAUCCCCUCAGUGUCCGGUGGCAGACAGGGAAGAACUGGUUACAACCGAUGACGCUCACUACUGUCCGCUCGGAGUGGAGCUCUCAGAAGUCAUGAGAAGUGAGACUCCUUCCAGAAGACGGGUUUCCAGACAGCGGCUCCAUCCCGCUGGAAUGUCAUCUGGCAGCAGCCCCGGCUCCGGAGCCAGUUUAUCCUCAUUUUCUGAUGACAGCAGAUCUAACCCUAAACAGAGGAAUCUCCCCGCUUGCAGCCGGCUUGAGCCUGGGGAAAACAGGACAGAGUGCGUGUCGCAGACCGACGGCAGCCCAAAAGCGAACCCAGCGGCGGACUGGGCCGCCACCAAGGACUCUGCGUUUUCUGACGACCUGGAGCUUCAGAGUAUACUUGAAAAGCUUUCUGGUCAGACGUCGGAGUCGCAGGACGUCACGGCGACAGGAGAUACCGACUCAAUGAGCAGCCACACUGGAUCUGACGACAGCUACAUUUCCUCGACCCCUUCCUCGGACCUGUUGACUUCCAGUUACAAAGACGACUCGGCUUGUAAGAGACAGACAAACAACGGCAGGGCGUCUGGACCGCUCUCGUCCUCGCCAGUGUGCCUGGAAGAAAUUCGUCUUUGUCUGGAGAAGGAGAAGCAGGCGCUGCUCAGCUCCAGCCUCACAAAUAUACACCAGAAGGGGAACGCAGCAGCAGGCAGGAGACUCUCGCUUCCUGGAACCCCCACCCACGGGUCUCCUCGGAGACGACGCCCCUGUGCCUGCGGACCGGUCUCUGCCGGUCAGGCUCCGUCUGCAGGACCACUCGAGGCAGGAGACGAGCUGCCGUCUCUGGAGACAGAAGUCUGGAGCUGGGGCCGUGGAUCUGAGGGCCAACUGGGACACGGAGACCAGCUCGCCAGGCUGCAGCCGCUGUGCAUCAAGUCUUUGACAGGAAAGGAAGUGAUCAAAGUUGCUGCGGGGUCCCACCAUUCGCUGGCUCUCACAGCACAGUGUCAGGUCUAUUCAUGGGGAAGUAACAUGUGUGGGCAGCUUGGUCACCUCAACAGCCCCGUGACUCUACCUCAACAUGCAAAGCUCUCCGACGGCCUCCGUGUUUGGGACGUGUCGGCCGGCCAGAGCCACUCCCUCCUCCUGGCAGACGGCGACUGCGUCCAGCCGGUCCUGCUGUACUGCGGCCAGCAGAGCGAGAAACCACAGAGCCGAAGCUCGGGUCACAGCUCCCCCAGCCGGGCGGAGAGUUACGCGGUCAGACCCUCGCUGCUGCCCUUCUGCAUCGAGAUGAAUUACAUCAGCAGCGUGUGCAGCGGCGGUCAGACGUGCGCGGCGCUGACGGACCAAAACGUGAUGGGUUUUAUCGCAGCCAUCCACGAGCUGGCCUCCAGAGAGAGGCGGUUCUCCUGCUGGAUGAGCGACGUCAGGAAGGUCCUCAUCAGUCCGCUGCGUAAAAAGGAGGCUGCGUGUCAGAUGCUGGGUGAGCCGUGCACUCAGCUCUUCUUUGCACUUUGUGAGAGCUUUAUCCACCUGAGCAAGCUGGUCGGUCGUCACGCCACGUCACUCAGCUACUUCCUGCAAAACGCCCAGAGCCGUGAUGUCACUUCCUUUCCCCUGCUGACGCACACUGAGCUUUUCCUGGAGACGUACAAAAAGUUUUGUUCUGCAGUUGGCGACUUUGAAGUUAUGGGUGGAUUCCAGUCACUUCAUAAACUCUCACUGGAGUGCCUGGGCAGCCGUCAGGCCGUGCUCUCCCAGCUGCGUGGAUCCGACCAGCCUGUCGGCGGGGAGUUUGAUCUGGUUUCAAUGUUCUACCAGCCUCUGCAGCAGCUCCACCACUACAGCAGGCUGCUGCUCAAAAUGUCGGCGUGCUAUGACGUGCUAACUCUGGAGUAUCAGUCUCUGCAGCAGGGGUGUAGUCACUACGAAUCGCUCUCUUUGUCCCUCCUGAGGAAGAGGAAGCAGGCUGAAGCCACACAGCUUUUCUGGAAAACUCAUUCUGGCAAAGCAACAGAGAAUCUGCGUCUCCCGCAGCGGCGUCUGCUCUGUGAGAGCAGCAACAGAUCUCUGACGCCUCUGAGCGCCGGCCGGUUCUCCAACCACUGGUUCAUACUGUUCAACGACGUGCUGGUGCACACACAGGGAAGUCUUCCCUCUCAGAGCUUCUUCUCCACUCAUCACGUCUAUCCUCUCACCUGUUUGUGGGUGAAACCGAUUACUGAGGACCGCACCGGACUCUACGCCAUUAAAAUAAUAUGUCCGGAGGAGAGUUUCACACUGGUGGCCUCAACACCAGAGGAAAAGAACAAGUGGCUGCGGUCUCUGAACCAGGCGGUGGAUCAGGUGCUGGGCGGCGCAGCUCAGGGGUCUUCCCCGGGGGUCACGGCGGCCGUGUGCCGCACGGCUUCGUACAAGUUCGUGGCAGAUGAGCGAUUCAAAGACGCUCAGUACGCGGGAGGCUGGCUGGCAGGACGGGUCCACGGCAGAGGAACCAUGAAGUGGCCGGAUGGGCGCCUGUACAAGGGAAACUUCAAGAACGGACUGGAGGACGGUUAUGGAGAAUGUGUAAUACCAAACAAAGCGCAGGACAAACCCGACACUUACCAAGGACAGUGGAAGGAGGGAAGGAUCCAUGGUUUUGGCAAAUACAAGUACGGCAGCGGAGAGGUGUACGAGGGCUGCUUCUGUGACGGGCAGCGGCACGGCUACGGCAUGCUGAGCUCCGGCAAACUGGCCCGGACCACUUCAAGCGUCUUCAUCGGCCACUGGGUGCAAGACAAGAAGACCGGGUACGGCGUCCACGACGAUAUCAUGAGAGGAGAGAAGUACAUGGGCUUCUGGCUGGAUGACCAGCGCCACGGCAGCGGUGUGGUCGUCACCCAGUAUGGAGUUUAUUUUGAAGGGUCGUUCAAAGAAAACAAGAUGAGCGGUUCAGGCCUGUUGGUGUCAGACGACAACACAGUUUUCCAAGGGGAGUUUAGUGACGACUGGACCAUCAAUGGGAAGGGAGUUUUGACGCUAGCGAAUGGCGACUGUCUGGACGGCCUCUUCAGCGGAGAGUGGAGGACGGGUCUGAAGGUGGUGGGAACGUACGUCAAGCCAACCUUAGACGGAUACGAGGGCAAGGAGAAAAAUGACCUACCCUUGGGUCAGCAUGUGGUGCCGGCGGCUCAGAGGUGGAUCUGUGCGUUUGACGAGUGCUGGAGUCGACUCGGCUGCGACGCCAACGGCGGCGGCGGAGGGGACAGGACCGCGGCCUGGGAGAACAUCGCUGUUACCAUAACAGCGGCUCGGCGACAGAGCCCAGACCUCAGUAAAUCCCACACCAAAGUACUGGAGAGUUUGGAGUUCAUCCCUCAGUACGGGGAACCGGUCACCACCGCAAACUACGACAACAUAAGACGAUACCUCACUAAGGCGUGCGAGACCCCCCACCAUCCUCUGGGCUGGCUGGUGGAGACGCUGGUGACGGCCUACAGGAUGACGUACGUGGGAGUGGGAUCGAACCGCAGGCUGCUCCCACAGGCUGUCCAGGAGCUCCAGGCCUACCUCACACACUUCUACAGCGUCAUCAGAUUUCUGUUUCCGGGUUUACCGGACGAUGGCGGCGUCAUCCCAGACGCUCCGGACCCCGGUCCCUUUAAAAGCCGACGCAGCUCCAGCAGAGCGGAGCAGGGCGUUUUGGUGGUGAGCUGCUCGUCUCUGCUCCUCCCUCUGCUGCUGCCCCGACUCUACCCUCCUCUCUUCACCCUGUACUGUCUGCAGCAGGAGCAAGAGGAGGCGCUGUACUGGGAGCGCGUCCUCCGACUCAACAAGCAGCCCGACCAGUCGCUCCUCAGCUUCCUGGGAGUGCAGGAGAAGUUUUGGCCUCACUGGAUGUCCAUCCUGGGGGAGAAAAAACAGAUUGUUUCCAGCAGUAAAGAUGCCUGCUUCGUUUCUGCCGUCGAGACUCUCCAGCAAAUCAGCACCACGUUUACGCCGUCAGAUAAACUGAUGGUGAUCCAGAGGACGUUUGAGGAGCUCACGCUGGAGGUGAAGCCCCUGCUGGCCGGGGACUUCCUGUGGUGCAUGGACGACCUGUUCCCCCUCUUCCUCUACGUGGUGCUCCGAGCGAGGGUGAGGAACCUGGGAGCUGAAGUCUGCCUGAUUGAAGAUCUGAUGGAUCCCAACCUUCAGCAUGGAGAGAUGGGCUUGAUGUUCACAACACUGAAGGCCUGCUUCAUCCAGAUCCAACAGGAGUCGACCACGUAGGCGGCGGUCCCAGUACGUUGGGAAUAAAACUGGUUUCCUGCUGCUGGAAGCUGCUCCAACGCAGAGCAGAGAGAGGGCAGCGUUGUUACUCUACCUCUACGCCGGACGCCGCUGCCAGGCCACGCCCUCUCGCCGUGUUUGGCGCCGCAGAUUGAAGCAGCACAGCGCCCCCUGCUGUUGGAAAUGGUCGUACUGGUAACGCCUGUUCACGCGCAUCGACGUCCGCGGCACUUUGGGUCAAAAAAUGCUUGAUUGUAAUUGAAAGGUCAAAGCUCCUGUGUCAUAAUGAUGGAUCUUAACUUCCCCCCUGAAGAGAAAUUAACCUGAGAUGUUGUGAUUUCUGUAUUGUGUCGUUUAAUCAAUUUUUAUAUUUAUAUCCAAACGUGUGAGGGGGAAAAAAAAGGGAAACGACUGCAUCACUUUAAAAAAAAUUAGAUAUAUUUAUGCAAUCACUAAUGAAAUAAAUAUAAAUCAAAAUAAAUAUUUUUAUAGCACUGACAUUUUCCUGAAAGCAACCUGCAGCAUUUGAAAUAGUAGAUAUAAUGUCAAAGGCUACUUUAUGGGUACAAACCAACCCCACAUAGAUUAUUAUUAUUAGAGCAGUUACAUGUACUGGAAAGGGAGUAAACUAAUUUUUUUACCCCUAAUUUCCUUUUUUAUGACAGAAAAUGUAUUUAAAAAUAACAUUGAUGCAGAAAUGCAGCAGAUUUUUUUUAUUAAAUGUAAGCAUUUAAAAUAACAAGCAACAAAGCAGUUCAUAGAUCUCAUCGUCUUCUACUCAGAAUACGUCAGCACUCAAAUAUGAACUAAUAUAUAUAUGUAUAUAUGUUACUGUUUGUGCCAGAUCAUGGAGAUAACAUGUGUUGUGAAAUAAGUUUUGUAUUAAAAAGGGAUAUCGUGUAACUGCAACCCCCCAGGAGACUGCUG